Messenger RNA from Alnus glutinosa, 861 nucleotides. RefSeq lists its product as uncharacterized. The record is from RefSeq and is a predicted model, not a curated record. The coding region runs from base 1 to 861 and encodes 286 amino acids. The transcript is spliced from 2 exons. Lineage: Eukaryota; Viridiplantae; Streptophyta; Magnoliopsida; Fagales; Betulaceae.
AUGGCCAAUUCAACCUUUCUAUUUCAAUUCCCUCACCUUUCCAAAGACAAUUUUGAUAAUUGGUGCAUUCGUAUGAAGGCAUUGCUUGGAUCACAAGAUACUUGGGAGAUUGUAGAAAAAGGCUACGAAACUUCGAAAGAACUUCGAAAGAAGGAUCAACAAGCUCUCACCCUUAUUUAUCAAUGUUUGGAUGAGGCUAUAUUCGAGAAGGUGGCGAAUGCAACCACCUCCAAGCAAGCAUGGGAGAUUCUCACAAACUCUCAUCAAGGAGUUGAUAAAGUGGAGAAAGUUCGCCUUCAAACGUUAAGAGGCGAAUUUGAAGUUUUACGAAUGAAAGAAUCCGAGUCGAUUGCGGAUUAUUUUUCAAGGGUGUUGGCCAUAGUAAAUCAAAUGAAGAGAUAUGGAGAAAGAUUGGAGGAUGUUUGUGUCAUUGAAAAGAUCAUUCGUUCCUUGCAACAAAGAUUUGACUAUAUCGUUGUUGCUAUUGAAGAGUCAAAAGAUUUAGAAACCAUGAGUAUUGAUCAACUCAUGGGAUCUCUUCAAGCCCAUGAAGAAAGGCUCAACAAGAAGAAAGAAGAGCCAUUGGAACAGGUUCUAACUACAAAGAUCUGUUCCAAAGAUAAAGAAGAAGAAGAAAUAAGUCAAAGAGGACAAGGACGUGGACGUGGACGAGGCCAUGGCCGUGGUAGAGGAAGAGGCGAACGUAAUAGUUUCAAUUACGAAGAGAGAGGUCAAGCAUCCAGAGGACGAGGACAAGGAAAUAAUUUGAAGCAAUAUGGAAGAAGGUUGGUAUCAAAAAAAAAAAACCUUCUUCCAUAUUGCUUUAAAUUAUUUUCUCGUCCUCGUCCUCUGGAUGCUUGA